AUGAUGGAUGAAGGGACGAAAAAACCUAAAUAUAAGUCUCCGAGUACGAUUCGAUCUCGAAAAAACCGCUCUGCCAAGAAGAAUCUUGAACAAAAAGACCGACUCCCACCCAACAACCGUAGCGCAAAGAUAGCCGAACUUACUGAGCUCUAUGGACUGCCGCCCAAAACCAAAUUCCUGUUCUUCAAGAAAGGACAAAAAAAACCUAUGUUUCGUAUCUACUUUGGAACCGUCGUAUGCCUCGAUGCCGACACCUGUCAGCUACUCUUAGUUGCGCGAUUUGUCGAGCGCACUUCGGAAAAUCGGGGUCUCUUCGAAAAUUACAACCACGCGAUCCCCACUGUCUACCAACACGCCAGAGCACGUGGACUCGUCAAGCUAAAUGGAGCUACGAAGAAGGCUCGGGCAAAUCGACGAAAGUAUGGCAAGAUGUGGGCUGCUGGAUUCAGGCCUGGCUGCGAUGCGGUUGUAAAAGCAGGCACAUACACUUUUAACCCAACCACAAGCGCGAGUCUUUGGCGAAUGCAGGAAGAUCUUGCUCGACAAGGAAAUCUGCCGGCCAUCGAGGAUUUCUUCGCAGAACACUUUUCUGGACUAUCUUCAUACACCUUCAAAUCUAACGCCGAACUCGCGUCAAGCGCUGGGGUUCCUUCGUGGGCAGGGCACUCAUUCUACGUGUCAUCUAACGCACAGGUGUUUGCAUCGAACAUAGUGGUCACUUGUGACGAGUUUGUCAAUCAGAAACACACGGACUUCGAUGCUACACAGUAUGCCUUCGGAUUUUUCGCACGCAUCAAUCGUAAAACUGGAAGAUUAUACUCCCGUCAAAAUGAUGUGAAUAAAGGCGAUUCUGUUGGUGCUCGCUUUAUUCUGGACGACUACAGAAUCAUGGUCGACUAUGACGCAUGUGAUGGAGUGGUUGAGAUGCUCUGGAGUAGCAAAAUUCACCAUCAUACUACUUCAUCUGCGACGUACAACGCCAAAAAUGUCAAGGUCGUCCCCUCAAGAGGAAAUAUCACUCGGUUUGGUUGUGCAUGCCAGGUCUCUCAACGUCUGGUGGAUAGGAUUACUCAGGUCAAUGACAUGCGCGGUAACAUGACUGAUGAGAAGUGGUUCAAGUUUCGCGCUACUCUUAUGACUGGGUACCCAGAGGAAGCACGUAAGAAAAUGGCUCGGCUCGCUGAAAAACAUGGCAUUGAUGACUUUAGUUUGGCACUCUCUUCGUGA
Molecule: messenger RNA, 1227 nt
Organism: Melampsora larici-populina 98AG31
Lineage: Eukaryota; Fungi; Basidiomycota; Pucciniomycetes; Pucciniales; Melampsoraceae
Exons: 2
Coding region: 1-1227 (408 amino acids)
Source: RefSeq, a predicted model, not a curated record